GCCCCGCAACUGCUCAUGAAAUAAAAAGGAAAAAAAAAAAAAAGAAAAAAAGAGAGAAAAACAGCGAAGCCAUGGCGUCUCUUCUCAGUCCCUCCGCCGCCAUUCCCCUGCAACUCAAGUUGAAUCGUACAAGUUUCAGUGCUGUAUCAACAAAUGCACCUUCAAAAUCUUACAAUCCUAUUAUCCAAGAUCAAAAGUGUCGCGGUCUUUGUUUUGUGACUAGAGCUCAGAGUUCUAUCGAAGGAAGUGUUCUUGAGAAAGAACGAGCUUCUGAAGCUGGUGAGAAGAUUGAUUAUGGAGUUGUUAGUGUUCACCAUGUUGGAAUUCUCUGCGAAAAUCUUGAAAGGUCACUGGAUUUUUAUCAGAACAUUUUAGGGCUUGAAAUAAAUGAGGCAAGGCCGCAUGAUAAGCUGCCUUAUAGAGGGGCUUGGCUGUGGGUUGGCUCUGAGAUGAUUCAUUUGAUGGAACUUCCAAAUCCAGACCCCUUAACUGGACGACCAGCACAUGGUGGUCGAGAUCGUCAUACUUGUAUAGCAAUUAGAGAUGUUUCCAAGCUGAAAACUAUCCUUGAUAAAGCUGGUAAAUUCUUUUUCUCCUUAUUCAGCAGGUUGUGUUUACCGAGUAGUGACACAGAUAUAUUUCUGUCCAUAUGCAACAUUAUAUUGUUUACUAGGUUUUGAAGCAGU
Molecule: messenger RNA, 686 nt
Organism: Rubroshorea leprosula
Lineage: Eukaryota; Viridiplantae; Streptophyta; Magnoliopsida; Malvales; Dipterocarpaceae
Source: the annotation of a GenBank genome assembly